Messenger RNA from Anopheles coustani, 1470 nucleotides. RefSeq names its product L-dopachrome tautomerase yellow-f2-like. Gene Ontology annotation, cellular component: extracellular region. The record is from RefSeq and is a predicted model, not a curated record. The transcript has 4 exons. Lineage: Eukaryota; Metazoa; Arthropoda; Insecta; Diptera; Culicidae. Bases 1 to 1380 code for a protein of 459 amino acids.
AUGCCGCGAUCAUACGGAGUAUUCCUACUCCUGACGGCGCUGGUAGCGUAUGCCAGUGGCCAGGUAGAUGAGGUCCUUAAGUGGCAGAAGGUCGAGUACGAUGUGCCGGCCGAAGUACUGCAGCGUCCAAAUGGCUACAUCCCGAUCGGCAACAUUCCGAUGGGAGCCGUGCACUACAAGAACCGAGUGUUUGUUGCGGUGGCCCGUCGUCGAUGGGGUAUUCCGUCAACAUUGAACGUGGUGGACAUUUCGCCUCCGUUCCCCAACGACAACGUUGUCCUGAAACCGUACCCCAACUUUGCUCUCAACGAGCUUCGGGCGGAUCUGCAACCAGAUGCUAACAGAAUUGUCACCGUCUAUCGGCCACGUGUUGAUCGCUGCGAUCGUCUAUGGUUUGUCGACACUGGAAUGAUGGAAAUCCCCGGAAAUUUCACCGUUGUCCAGCGUCCGUCGGUGUGGUCGAUCGAUCUUAAAACGAACGAGCCGAUCCAUCGUUUUGAAAUCCCCAAGGAGGCUGUCGAGACCGGGUACGGGCUGACGUCGAUCACCCUCGACGUGGACCCCACCGACUGCGAGAAGGUGUUCGUCUACAUCUCCGAUCUGCAAACGUACCGCAUGGUGGUGUACGACUACCAGAAUCGCCGGGCGUGGCGCUUCCUGCACAACUAUUUCUUCCUGAACCCGCUGGAGGGCGACUACACCAUCCAGGGUAUCAACUUCGCCUGGGACGAUGGCAUCUUCUCGAUUGCCCUCGGUAACCCCGAUCCGGCUACCAAGUUCCGCACGGCGUACUUCCACGCCCUGUCGAGUAACUCCGAGUUCACCGUGUCGACGCGUGUGCUGCGUAACGAAACGGCAUCCCAGCGCUCCUGGCACGGCGCGGACUUCCAGCUGCUCGGGUACCGCGGUGCCCGCACGCAAUCGAGCAUCCACGCGUUCGAUCCGGAAACGGGCGUCAUCUUCUUCGCGUUGAUCCAACAAAAUGCAGUCAGCUGUUGGGACUCGAACAAGCCGUUCGCUCCGCAAAACAUGGCCAUCGUGUACAAGAACGACAAGGACAUCGUUUACCCCAACGAUCUUUCGAUCGACCAGGAUGGCUACGUGUGGUUUAUGACCAACUCGAUCAUCAAGCUACUAUACUCCGAGCUGAAGCUGGACGAGUUCAACUUCUUCGUGUGGCGCGCCAACAUUAAGGAGAUCAUCAAGGGAACGGUUUGCGAUCCGGCUUCGCCACCAAACACCCAAACCACGCAGCGCUUCGGCGACUCGAACAACAACGACCGCGUGACUUUCUACGAAUUCAAGGAUAGGCCCGGUCCGGGUGGUGGCCCGCACGGCGGCUGGGGACAUGGCAAGGGACACGGUGGACGUUACCAUUAAGUGUUUCACGGGAAUUGUGCGGGAUUGACCGCAAUUGGGCAUGAGAGCGGCAAAUAAAAGUGUGCCCCAAAUGUAAAAGGCGCUUCGCAA